GGAUAUCCCGCCGGUGCAUAAUAUCUCGGUGUUCUUCCCAAGAUGCGCCGAGAAAUCGGCUGAGUACGUGCUGGGGCUCAUCAAGGCCCAGAAUGAGGACAUCCACACGGCUGCGUGGAAGGUGGUUUCAUGCGGCGCCGAAGACAACGGUCUCAGGCUCAACCUGGGGAUCGAUGAGGCGUCGUAUGUCAGCAUCAAGAGGGCCGGAUUCACAAUCAACUUCCGUUAUAGUUAUGUUACGGUGCGGCCAUGGCGGCAUAAGACGACAGGCAGCAAGCAGUCAGAGUCCCAAGACAUACAAGUCGACGAGGCUACUGACUCCACUGCUGCUCCAGCGACCGAGUCGACCAUGGCGCCACUGAAAGAUCAGCUACCGGAAUUAGCACAGGCACCAGCUCUUGUGAGUGCUCCCGGGCCAAGUGCCACUGACUACGUGCGCACCACACAGGAGCUCCUAGCGGACAUAGGCAGGCUCGAACUCGACAGAGAGGGCGAGGGUGAGGCACGGCUCUCGAACAUCGAGGACGAGCCCCAACUAUGAGCCCAACAGCGCUAACAGUAGCCCAGGUCAACUUGCAUCAUGCGGUGGCCGCCUCGGCGAUCAUUGCAAGCAGGUUUGCCACGGAGGACCUGGGAAUCCUACUGAUACAGGAACCGUGGACCUACAGAGGCCAGGUGAGGGGCCUCAAUCAUAACAACAAUAAGAAUUUCUUACACAGGAUCUGGGCGCGGUCCAAGCUACCUUAAGGGUCAACGGGAAGGAACUGGAGGUGGUCUUAGCUGCAGCCUACUUUCCGGGGGAUAACGCCAACGUGCCGCCUCUUGAGGUACAGCAGCUGCUGGAAUUUUGCCGCAGGAAACGACUUCCGGCGAUUCUCGGCUGCGAUGCGAAAGCCCACAAUAUAGAGUGGGGCAGCUCGGACAUAAACCGUAGGGGUGAGUGCUUAUUAGAAUAUAUUAUCAGUGAAGACCUGUGCAUCCAUAAUGUCGGUAAAGAACCAACGUUCAUAACUAGGGUCAGAGAGGAGGUACUUGACAUCACUCUCAGCAACAGACUGGCCAGUCCUCUGAUCGUUCAGUGGCGGGUCUCAUUUGAGCCCUCACUGUCGGAUCACAGGAUUAUCCGAUUUGCACUGGGAGCUGAGGCUCUGACAGGUCACCCAAAGAGGAACCCCAGGAAAACAGACUGGGAUAAAUACGAAGAGGUACUUAGGUUGAACCUAAGCAGAAUAGAGGCACAACAUAGAAAGGUGGAUUGUAUGGAGUUAGAGGACAGGGUCAACAAGCUGAACGGCACUAUUCUGGAUGCCUUUACCUCCAGCUGUCCCGUGUCAAAGCCAAAGGGGAAAGCUCAGCCUCCCUGGUGGACACGGAAACUCUCAGUUCUUAGGAAAGAUGUGCGAAGACCUUUCAACAGGGCAAAGCGCACCGGGAACUGGGAGGAGUACUCAGUCUGUCUAACAAAAUACAAUAAGGAGAUUAGGAAGGCCAAGCGUAGCAGCUUCAGAACCUUUUGUGAGAACAUCGCAUCUACUCCUGCAGCUGCUAGGCUGCAUAAAGCAUUAGCGAGAGACAACACAGGGACCAGACUGGCUAUUAGGCUACCUAAUGGGGCCUUUUCAGGUAAUGAACAGGAAAGGGCACGCGCCCUGCUAUCGGCCCACUUUCCGGACGUUGUUCCGUGCGUUCAGGCCAUCCCCACCGGACUGGAAGUUGGCUAGAAGCCUUAUAAACCGGCAAACAGUGCGGUGGGCUCUGGACUCCUUCGAACGGUACAAGGCCCCUGGGGUGGAUGGUGUAUGUCCGGCGUUGCUAAAGCAGGGCGGGGAGCUCUUACUUCCACAUCUUGUGGACAUUAUGAGGGACAGUCUAGCACUGGCUCACAUUCCCAAGGUGUGGCAAAGGGCCAGGGUUAUUUUUAUCCCGAAGGUAGGUAGGAGGGAUUACUCUCUUGCCAAGUCAUUCAGGCCGAUAAGUCGCACAUCCUUUAUGUUAAAGGCAAUGGAGAAAAUUAUUGACCAUGAAAUCAGGUAUAACACUCUAAAACAAACCCCUCUGCAUUCCAACCAGCACGCGUACAGGGUGGGGAGAUCCACGGAUACUGCGCUGUAUGCCUUAACGGAGGAAAUACAAGGGGCCUUUGAGUGUGAUGAGGUGGUGCUCUGUGCCUUCCUCGAUAUCGAGGGGGCCUUCGAUAACGCCUCCCAUUUGGGAGUCGACAGAGCUCUUGGGAAACAUAACGUUCAGCCAACCAUCCGAAGAUGGAUAGCAAGGUUACUUCAGACCAGGAUUGCCGAAACUGAAGUCGGUGACAGCGUCGUUCAAAUACAAACGACGAAAGGGUGCCCACAAGGGGGGGUAUUAUCUCCUCUACUGUGGAGCUUAGUUGUGGACGAACUCCUACAGAUACUUACGCUGCCAAGGGUACGCGGACGACAUAGUGAUUAUCGCUAGAGGGAAGUUCGAAAGUACUCUCUGUGACAUCGUCCAAAAAGGACUUAACCUUGCGAAAAGGUGGUGCAUAGACGUAGGUUUAAAUAUCAACCCUCCUAAGACAGCCAUAGUCCCCUUCACCAAGAAACGAAAUCUCCAGGGGAUGAGGAACUUGACCUUGGACGGGGUCGCAAUCAGUGUCGCCACAGAGGUUAAGUAUCUGGGGCUUACCCUGGACUCCAAGCUUCUGUGGAGGGCCCAUGUUGAUGCGGUCACCUCUAAGGCCACGAGAGCGAUGAUGGUGUGCAAAAGUCUGGCGGGUAAAUCCUGGGGGUGCACUCCGAGGAUCCUCAGAUGGAUGUACACCAUGAUAGUGAAACCAAUAGUGACUUAUGGUGCGGUGGCUUGGUAUUCCAGGGCUACUAUAGGAACGGUGAGGCAGACCCUCUCCAAGAUUCAACGUCUGGCAUGUGUUUGCAUUACGGGAGCAAUGCGCACAUGCCCGACGGCAGCGCUAGAGGUAAUACUGGAACUCGAGCCACUGCAUCUCUCAAUUGAACAGGCUGCAAAGCGAACCCUCCUUAACUUUGCGAGAGAAGGCUUCGGCAAAGGCAAGGUGUUAUCAUCUAGAAACAGGGACAAGCUAGGUACCCAGCCCCCCCCUACGCUGAAGCUUUCGGUGUCCCUGGGGACUUUCCAUAGCAUCUUUCAAGCGGAGGUCUAUGCCAUCAGUAUGUGCCCUGAGAUUAAUAUUCGCAGGAACUAUAGGAAGGAAAGGAUACUUAUACUAAGUGAUAGCCAGGCGGCAGUAAGGGCCCUCUCAUCAUUCGAGAUCAAGUCCUCCUUGGUUAGGGAGUGUGUCGAGAGGCUCAAUGCUCUGGCGGAGGUCAAUGAUUUCCAACUAAUGUGGGUACCAGGGCACAUGGGGGUCGCAGGAAAUGAGGAAGCUGAUCAUCUGCCCAGAACGGCCGCUUCCUCGACCCCGAUAGGACCUGAUCCCUUUCUGGCAGUAGGACCAAACACCAUAAAGGAAAUGCUCAGAAGGGACAACAGCAAACUGAGGGAAUUACACUGGCUUGGCACCAUGGGCCAACGUCAGGCAAAAAGCUUAUUAGGAGGUUACAAUCUGUCAAGAUACAGGCUUCUCAUGGAUCUCCCAAAAGAGAAACUAAGAAUUAUUACAGGUUUUUUGACGGGCCACUGUAAGCUCAGAGGGCACCUGCAUAAAUUAGGUAUCUGGUCCAGCGACCUGUGUCGCUUUUGCGAUGCAGCCAAAGAGACUCCUCUACACCUUCUUAUGGAGUGUGAUGCCGUUGCACGCAGGAGGUAUAGGAGCAUAGGGCAUGUCUGGCCAAGAGAGGAGCACAUACACUCACUGUCCCCGGGGUCUAUUAUGAAAUUUAUAGACACUCUGGGGCUGGUUGAUGUAUUGUGAUGAGCUAGGGGCACAAUAGACCUACUGGUCGCAGUGCCAUACCCAACCAACUAUCUAUCAAUCUAACUCCCAAAUUAAAAACGUACAACGUUGGAUUUUGUAUUCUAGCAGCUGAAGGAACGUAUACUAAAAAUUUCAGACAUGUGCUAACGAUUUAAGAAAAAAAAAUUUUCACAAGCAAAUUCGAAGUAUGUGAGAAUUUCCCGUAUGAAUUCACUCGAAUUUAUUUUAAAAAAAAUAUGAAAAUACAGACAUUAAGGACCACCGAAACGCAUAUG
This is a messenger RNA of Rhagoletis pomonella (apple maggot), 4146 nucleotides long. RefSeq lists its product as uncharacterized. Gene Ontology annotation, molecular function: nucleic acid binding; RNA-DNA hybrid ribonuclease activity. Lineage: Eukaryota; Metazoa; Arthropoda; Insecta; Diptera; Tephritidae. The record is from RefSeq and is a predicted model, not a curated record. Bases 2597 to 3868 code for a protein of 423 amino acids. The transcript is spliced from 2 exons.